CACAAACACAGGUAAGAAAUACUGACUGACACAGUAGAAAAACUAUUCCAACAGAGCAAAGGCAGUUCAUAUAUCUUGAUAACUUGAUGCGUAAGAUAAGCAAAGCAACACUUCCUGCAGCAAUUUAAAAACUCUGUUACUCAGAAUUAGUGCUGGCUGAUAAUUCAGUAUUACCAUUAAUCAACUGUCAGUGGAGUCAAAUUGUAAUGAUCUUCUUGUAUUGUUGGUUUUUUAUUCUGUUGUCAAUAUUAAUGGAUGUGAGCAAAUUGUAAAUAAUGAAUAUUGUUUGUGUUGUAUACAGUAUGUGUAUAGUUUUGUCUGAAGUAAAGUGGAACAAACUUGAUUAUAAUGAACAUCAAUUUGGCCCUUACAUAUGUUUAUGUAUCUGUUUGAGAGAUAUAUAUGUAUUGUUGAAGGGACAAACAGUUGAGAAUGUGAAUUUUUUUAACUUUCAGCUCUCAGCUCUCCUCACCAUUUUAAAUGAAUCCCUGUAGUUGUCUACUGAGUUUGGAGUUUGCUUGGAUUAAUAAAGUCAGCAUGUUACUUUGUUUUAUUCUCAUAUUUUCCAUUUGAUUAGUAUCAUUUGUAUUAUCAUUACUGUUGUGUUAUUCUAUCCUUAUGUACUCACGGUUAAGAAACUGGUUUCUACCAGUUUGCACCCCUCGAUGGUAGCAGCGCCUGGCUCAGUUAAAUUACAAAAACCACAACAUCCUAUACAAACGGAUGUGCAGAUUAUACUUACUGUCUUUUUAAGCCAUGUAUUACAAUUUUGCAGUUACAGUUUUGUGAAUCCUUUUUGCAUUAUACUCAAUAUUUUUAUUAUGCUCUCAGUAAGCAUUCCUUUUUACAGUUGGGAUUAUCAUUGUACCCAGUAGUUUUAUUAUAUAUUUAGUAAGGCUUUUUGGAGCUUUGUGUGGAGAAGAGAUCAUGUAUGCAGGAUGUCAAAGUGUAUAUAAGGAGAUCUGAUGCAAUGUUCUUUUGGGGGGGGGUGUCCAUUUAGGACGUUGGCUGUACAUUCUACUUUUAAAUCUUUACUACUUUGUUUGUUAACUUUUAACUUUUACUUCAUUGCUUUUUAUUGAAGUUUGUAUCAGUUAUAGAAAAAUUUAGUUUGACUCUUUUUUUGGUUUUUCAUCACCAGCAGACCAGGUCCUCCUCACCGCCUUUAGGUAAGCCCCCCCCGCAUGGUGGCUAGAGGUUAAUCCCAAUUACGUCUAGUUACAUCACACUAGAUGCUAGGGACCUUUAGGCAUUUCUUUAGGGUCCAUUAGGAACAAGGCUGAAGAUUUCAGAUUUGGGUGACUAACUAUCGGGCUGUCCCUGACAGCAAGGUCAAUCUCGGGCAUAUCUAGAACGUACAAAAGGGUGUCUAUCCCAGCGUGGAAAGACGCCCUGAGAGUUGCUGCCACUAGGUUUGAGUAACUGAGGUUAGAGAGAAAAAAGAAGGGUGUGUAUCUGGCAAAGCAGCUUACCAUCAGUAUGAUCUACCAAAUAUAAGGAGGCAAUCAGCAGCCGGACCCCAAACUUCCUCCCUCUACAAGGCGUGUGUGUGUGUUGGCAAAGCGGCUUACCAUCAGUCUGACCGACUGAGCACACAGUGACGACCAGCCGCCAGCUCCACGCCUGCAUUCCUUUUCUCAGUCUCAAGGAAAUUAGAUUUAACAUAAGAGUCUCAGCUAAGACAGUGUAAAGUCUUUUCUCACAAGAGGGGCAGCUCUCUCAGGGUAACACCUCUGUGUUUUUGAGUAGUCCUGCGAUAAAUUCUCCUAAGCUACUUAUUUAGAGUAAGUGACUGAGAAGAGAAGGACAUUUAAUGUGUUGAGAUGAUUUUCCCUGUCCCCUACCUUGAAACAUAAAUUUCACAACUAUCUAUUUGGGCAUAUUUCUCUGAAAAGGUUAACCCAAUUCGUAAGUGACAUCAUCUGGAUUCAUCUACACAUCAUUCGUAUGUGUAAGCCUCUUCAAAAACACAUCAGCUCAUAACAUGAAUGAUGUAUGAUCAGAUGAAAAGUCCAAAAGCCCCACUUUAACAAAGUCCAGGUACAUAACAGGUACAGUAAGGAGAUGUAGUCCUACUCUGACUUGCAAAGUAAUGUUUUUACAGCUUAAUGAAAAUCUUUAAAAUUGUGAGGCAUCUGUGGCAGGGUCCAUACGCAAAUGCAUAAAUGUUUUUUUUGUAUGAACAUCAUAUCAACAUCCAAAUCAUCUCCCUGCCACAUCACAUUCCCUUUCACUUUAUUACCACAUUUGAUUUGGUAACCAAAUUCAAAACGCAGUGAAACAGGCAAAUUCAGUCAGUCAGUCAGAUAGACAAUCAGACAGACACUAGAAAAAUAUGUAUUUUUGAUUUUGGGGUGAACUGUCCCUUUAAACCCCUGAGUAACCAGCAGGGGAUCUAUUGUGUUGCCGUAAUGCAAGCUCAGUGGGUGUGAACUGUGGCCAUGUGCUCUGUUCAACACAAGAGGGAUAAUCUCAGAAGCUGACCACGCAGCAAACAAAAACUGGGUGCUGCUCUGAAGUCAGUCACUCUGCUGUUGCUAUUGCCACAAUUGACACAUGCCACCAGUGAGCUGAGCCCCUUAUCAUCAAGUCAGUGAACGAGUCAACCAGAAUCUUGCAUCAGCACUAAACCAACUACUUGACAGGCAACAAGAGGGUGAACAAGACAGAGAGACAGCUCUGAGUGGAGAGACACUGUGGAUAAUUCAAUAUGUGCACCUCUAACAGGGCAAAUGAACUGGAAUCAAAUACCCAUUUGAGAGAAAAAAGAAGAAAGGAACCUGAGGUAAAAGGGGUUUGAAGGAAAAUAAUGGCAAGCAAGAGGACAAAAGAAGAAAGAUGCAACGUACCAGUGAGUAGGAAACUGUAUGGGGGAGGAGAGUGGAAAAAACCUUAGGAACACACUCCCACCUCACACACACACUCUCCCUGUGUGUCAGGUGUGUGCAUGGGUGUUACUGCUGGUAACCAGGCAGGGACAGACCCUGUCUCGUGGGGAUGUGAAAGGAGCGACUUAAUCAGCAAUGACUACAACUAGAGAGGAAACAAAACGCACACACACAAAGCACUCUCUCUCACUCCAGCAUGGUCUUAAGCACAGAGAGCACAGCCUCCGAGGUUACUAGCUGCCAGAAAAAACAACGAAACAAUCCUGACAACCGAAUUUAGAACACAUAAGAGAAACUACCCCAGCUGCUGUUGUUCCUGUUGUUGCUGAUGACGGCACCAAGACUCUGGAUGGAUUGUAGUAACAAACUUGGAGGAGCUGUUUUGGUAUUAACGAUCAGAACAGGCGCUGAUGUCUAAAUGUUUUACUUCUUCACCAAGGACUACAGACUGAACUGCCUCGAAGGUAACUGGAUCAUCUUGCCCGGUCUUUGGCAUUCUGUCUUUACAUACUCUAUCUGCAUGUGUGUGUGUGUGUGUGUUCAUAUGUGUUGCACUGAUAUAAGCUUUAGAUGUUUGAUCUAGACAGCAAACAAACAUAAAAGAUAGAUAUAAUCCCAAAAUUAAUGUUAGAAAUGUGAAAUGAUUAUUACCCAAAAGCAACAGACCUAAAAGUUUUUGGGCUGAGCAAAAACUGUUCUGUCAGUCUGGAGGAUGGGGUGUGUGUGUGUGUGUGGGUGUGUGUAACGUACACAUUUCCAUGGAAGCCUUUUGGUGCUGUUCUCAAGAACAACAUGGCUUGUAAAUCAGGGGGACUCAAGUGAGGAGGAUACUCUAGUCUCUACUCUGCUCAGUAAAGAAUAUUCUGCAUUAACAUGAGCCCAACAGCUCACUGGUUUAACUGAAAGCAACUUUUGAGUUGUUGUACCCUUCAUUUUGUUUCAUUUAACUAUUCAAAACUGCGUAAUAUUGAGUAAAAUGAGGGAAAGGAAGGAAGACACUCGAAAGGCUAACUUGUGGCUAGCUUUUCUAAAGAAAGCAAGCUUGGUGUUAAGUAUUCAGGGCUCAACAGUAACGGUUGCCAUUGGCAACCAUGUUGAGAAAUUGGCAACAAAUUCAUGGCCUUUUUUUCAAUUUCGAGCUUCGAAAUCAAAAGCAGGAUCGCCAAUUCUCCCAGUAUUUAUUUUUUGCUCCGUCCACGCCUACUUGCGCAGGUCCGGCAAGCAUCCGAAGAAAAACACAAGAACACUUCAAAGAGACACAGCGUAGCUUACUGGUAGCCUGCAGCUGCACUGUUCGAGACGCCACACACAGGGAAGUCAGUCCGUGCCAGAGUGUCCGUCACUAGCCUGCAGACGCCUAGCAGUGCAUCAAAAAAGUACGCCGUUUGUUAGGGUUGCCCGGCAGAGUCGGUUGCCCUACCCUCAGUCUCACUCUUUCUCUGUCCUGUUCUUUUCUAGCCUACUAUUUCCUUACUAUCUCUUUCUUCCUUCUUACUGAUUUUCAGGUGUUCUAAUUGUGGAUACUGAAUUUUACUGAAAAUAAUCUAUUCUACAACAACCAGAAGUAGAGGAGGAGCUGAUCGCAUAUGACUCUUAUAUAAGUAGUAAUCCACAGAUCAGGCGGAACGAGUCAUAAAAACGAGCAUUCUGAUUAAUGCCGGGUGGGUGAAAUAGGUCAGGGAUUAUUUAAAUUUCCAGACACGUCGACAGGAUCGGUCAGGAUCUAAUGUUAAUUAAUGUUCCGUGUUCUUCUAUACACCCAAAAGGUCACACACACACAGUCCAAGUUCAUACAGUGAAACUGUUUCAGGAGUUCUUGUGUUUUAGUCAGAUUAUUAGGAAAGCAACGAGAAUGCACUAUUUUUGUGAUGCUUUCUUAAAAUGUUCUCCCGGGGAGCAUACCACCAAAUGGUUUCACUUUCACUAUGCACGACUGCAUUGCCACUUGCCAUUAAUUUGGUGCCACCCUGCUACAAGCCUAUUGCCCCCUUUGGGUAUUUGUUCUAGUGCCGACACUGCCGCUUGGCCUUUCAGUCCGGAUUUGUCUUCUCUUCACCGACCAUGCCAUUUACCCACUAACCAUCUGUUCAUCGUCUGGGACGUCCAUUCCUGGGAGCCUGCUGCCUCGCCUGGACCGGAGUACAGGAGAUAACGCCGGACUUUCUGGGGCAAAUUACAGAGCUGCAACUCUAAAGAGAGGUUUCACUCUGUCUAAAUUCUCAGGACUCCAAUUCUGCAGAGUAAUUGUGGAAACCAACAAAGUCUAGACUGAGCAGAGAACUUUUGUACUGACACAGAUGAUAGUCUAACAAUGGCAUAGCCGUCAGUGCCGAAAAAAAAGGUUAAAUCAAAUUGAAUCAUGACCUUGAAGUCGCAUGUCAAACUGAACAUGGAUUUGGAGAAUUGUGACACCCCUACAUUUUAAAAUUUCAAAACUAGAGAAAGCAAAAUGCGCACCCCAAAAUAAAUACAAUUUCAAUAUAUGUUGCAUUAGUGAUAUUUAAAUAUUGCUGAUACAGUCAGAAACGGACCCAGACAAUGCUGCAUGUGCGUUGGUGUGUUUAGUCGCUUGCACAUGCAUCUGUUUUAGAGACAAUGGCAAAGCAAAUUAAGUUGCUUGCCUGAGGGGGGUGAAAAGUUUGACUAACCUGUCAACAUCACAAAUGAAUGCUGGUAUUUUAUACACCAGGAAUUGAGGUUGACAUUAACUGAUAACACUAAAGAUUCAAAUUCUGUAAAGUAUCAGAUAAAACACAAACUUCAGUUCGUUACUGUAAUAAAGCUUUUAAACAUUCUUUUAUGUCACAUUUUCAUUAUUAAGCUGACGUAUAACUGCAUAGUAUCUUAAUUACUCAAAAUAUAAAGUGACUAAAGAGUGGAAACCAUAUUUUCACUUUCGGCAACCAAAAGCUGAUACCAGGUUGCCAUCCUGCAAAGUUAGUGUUGAGCCCUGUUAUUAAGUAGGCUUUGGAAGUUUGGCAUACAAAUGUCAAGUCAAUUUUAUUUAUAUAGUCCAAUAUCACAAAACACAAAUUUACCUCUAGGGGCUUUACAAUCUGUACAGCUUACGACUCUUGAUUUGGAUAAGGAAAAACUCCCCUCCAAAAAAAACAAAAACAAAAAAAAACGGGGGAACAAAUGAAAGAGCAACAGAGGGACGGAGAGACAUGCAAAAGACAUUGUGUGAAUAGACCAAAUGCUACCCUUAAUACACAUCAAACAUUAACUUAUAUAAUACAAUAACACAGGCAAUUCAUCCAGUAAAACUGUGACAGCUGCCAUUACCCACGCUAGUUCAUUUUAGUAACUGGUCUCUUCUGGCCUCAUGGUUGGAAAAAAUCAGAAAAAAUUUGUUGAGGUGCCCUGAGAAUGCCUUAUAUUAACAAAAUGGUGAAAAAUAGGCCUUAUGGAUGUGGGAUAUUUGUAUAUGGACUUCAAUGUCAAAAGUACCCAAUAUAAUUUUCCUUGCAAAGUGGUAGGCUCUUCAAUAAAAAAAAUGCCUCUACAGUACAAGUCUACUAGACCAAUACUAGUAAGCAGCUCGGGGUGUUCAGCGGGUCCUUAUUAAUAUUUGGUAAAAUGUGUACAAAAUAACAAAAUGUGUUUUAAAUGACAAAUAGAUACACUGUAGUGUAUCACACUUAUUACCAGAGUACUGCCCUUCUCUCAACUAUUCUCCAGUUCGUCUGAAACCUUUUGGGUAUCCUCACAUCUCCCAAAAAUGUUGUUUACUUAAUGCUAUCUGUUGUACCUUGCACAUGUAGUUUCCAAAGAGUUUUCAGAUGAUCCAUCAAGAUUUGUUCAGUGAGUCUCUAAAGCUGCUUUCAUUGUUGCUAACAAUUAUUUGUCAAUUGUUAUAUAUUUAUUACUCUGCAUGAUUAUAAAAAUCUGACUAAAUGAAGAUAAGUUAAAAUCCUAUAACAUUAUAUCCUAUAUUCAGGAAUGCCACUUUUAAAUGCUGUGUUUCAGAAAGAUGAACCAGAGACAAUGUGUUGCUAGUUAUGAGUCACAGAUAACAGUCAUUAGACUAAAUUCAGUUCAUUAAACUACAUUUCUUGAGCUAAAAACUGGCUUCAUCAAUUAGUGCUAACCUACAUAUUUAACCCUAUUUAAUAUCCCUCAGGGAUCCAGGACCCUACUGCAAAUAACAAAUCUGGAUGUCUUUAUUGCAGGAGUUUUAUCUGUGGUGGUGGUGGUGCUGUCUUGAUACGGUGAAGCAGGGCUAUUAUGCGCCAGCUUGAUGGGACAAAAUGCAGCUUCCUGUUGUGCCUCGGGAUGAGUAUUCUUAUCUGUUCAGUCAUUUACUUGAGGACCAGGAUGCCAACAGAACCCAGGCCCCUAGAACCUCCAAGUUGCAGGCCCUUCUCCACUGAAUGUAAAGCUUUUCUGCCCGGCAUAGAGGAUGGAGUAGAUUGGUAUCGCCGUGACUGCCAGGUGGAAAGCUAUAUUCUGAAAAGUCGCCUGCAGUGUUCCAGUUUGACCAGAGACCUACACUUUAUCACAAGACCUCUGAGCCGUGAGGAGGAGGACUACCCUUUAGCUUUCAUUGUGACUGUUCACAAGGAGCUGCAGCUUUUUGUGCGCCUGUUUCGGGCCAUUUACAUGCCACAAAAUGUCUACUGCAUUCAUGUGGAUGCCAAGGCUCCAUGGGAGUACCAGGCAGCUGUACGGAAGCUAGUCAGCUGCUUUAAAAAUACCUUCCUCUCCAGCCGCAGCGAGACAGUGACCUACGCUGGGUUUUCCCGCCUGCAAGCAGACUUGAACUGCAUGAAGGAACUAGCAAAGUCUAAGAUAGGCUGGAGGAAGGUGGUGAAUCUGUGCGGACAGGAUUACCCCGUCAAGAGCAACCUGGAACUGGUGCGGUACAUGCAGAGCAAAGAGUGGAGGGACAGAAACAUGACGCCUGGGGUCAAGCAGCCGGUGUCUAUGAGGCACAGGACACAGCUCCAGCACAGGGAGAUCAUGGGGUCACAUGUAGCUCUGAAAGGGUUUGGACUGAAGAAAAGUCCUCCUCCACACAAUCUGCAAAUUUAUUUUGGAACAGCCUACUAUGCUCUUACAAGGGCUUUUGUAGACUUUGUUUUGAAAAGCCCAAUAGCACACGACCUCUUGGAGUGGUCCAAAGACACGUUCAGUCCAGACGAGCACUACUGGGUGACACUCAACCACAUCAAAGAGGCCCCUGGCAGCCACAUAGAUGGAGGUUGGGCAGGAGACAUCCGGGCAAUCAAGUGGAGGGAUCAAGAGGGAAGCACACACAAUGGCUGCAAAGGUACAGUACAGAAGUGUAUAAUAAUGACGUACUAUUUUAUUGAUUAUUUACUGUACCACAGGGCUCAUCUAUGGUCUAGUUUAAAUUUUACUAGUCUUGUUAAACUGGGUUUGUGGCCAAACUCAUUACUACAUACACAAACUAAUUACCAUCUUUUUUUUAACAUUAGCCAACCUCAUACUCUGUCUCUGUCCUAUGAAAUAAAAAAGUGUCUGCUCCUUACUCUUUUUCUUAUGUUUCGCUCAAGACAGGAUUACAGGGCCAAUCGCUGGCUAAGGCAACUCAAGAUUUACUCAACAAAAGAUGAUAAGAACAGAUAUGAGGAUUUAUCUGAUAUAUCUGAUAUCCAAUAGGUUUAGUCUGUGUUUUAUGACCUUUUACAGGUUAAAGAUAAAAGAAAAUAACUGCAGUAGCAAACAAACGUACCAACGAAUCAUGAAAGGUUUGAAAUUCACAAUUAUGUGGCAAAACAGUCAGGCCUAAUAUCUAAUAUAGAAGUACAAGAUCCAAAAUUGUUGUUGUCAUUUUCCAGGGCAUUAUGUACGAGACAUCUGUAUCUAUGGAGUGGAAGACCUACCAUGGAUCAUCAACAGGAACAGCAUGUUUGCCAAUAAGUUCGAGAGUAGUACCUUUCCAGAGGGACUGGACUGCCUGGAGCAGUGGCACAGGAACAA
Molecule: messenger RNA, 8834 nt
Organism: Siniperca chuatsi (mandarin fish)
Lineage: Eukaryota; Metazoa; Chordata; Actinopteri; Centrarchiformes; Sinipercidae
Gene: gcnt7
Product: glucosaminyl (N-acetyl) transferase family member 7
Exons: 4
Coding region: 7116-8513 (465 amino acids)
Cellular component (GO): membrane
Molecular function (GO): acetylglucosaminyltransferase activity
Source: RefSeq, a predicted model, not a curated record